Messenger RNA from Pristis pectinata (smalltooth sawfish), 3850 nucleotides. RefSeq names its product caspase recruitment domain family, member 9 (gene card9). Gene Ontology annotation, biological process: regulation of apoptotic process; positive regulation of canonical NF-kappaB signal transduction. Lineage: Eukaryota; Metazoa; Chordata; Chondrichthyes; Rhinopristiformes; Pristidae. Bases 113 to 1786 code for a protein of 557 amino acids. The record is from RefSeq and is a predicted model, not a curated record. The transcript is spliced from 13 exons.
ACAAUUCAUUGAGACUUCCUCUUUCAGAAGUUCUGUGCUGCUCAAGUUCCCUGCUGCUUCCAUUCUCGGCUCCUAGCUAAUAAGAAGGGAUCUGCUCGCAGAUUUGGCCGGAAUGUCCGAUCAUCAGGAAUCAGAUGCCGAAGAUCUGUGGAACAGCCUGGAGAACUACAGAGCAAGACUGACCUCAGUGAUCGAGCCCUGCAGGAUCACCCCCUACCUCCGCCAGUGCAAGGUCCUCAAUCACGAUGAUGAGGAGCAGAUCUUCAAUGACCCCAACCUCGUCAUCCGAAGACGGAAAGUAGGCAUGCUGCUCGACAUCCUCCAACGGACUGGUCGCAAAGGUUACAUUGCUUUUCUGGAGAGCCUGGAGCUUUACUACCCCGACCUUUACAGGAAGAUAACAGGACAGGAUCCCUCUCGCACAUUCUCAGUUAUCCUCGAUGCUGGAGGAGAGUCGAGUUUGACCCAGCUGUUGAUGGCGGAGGUGCAGAAGCAGCAGCAGGCGGUGAUCCAGAGCAACAGACGGCUUCAAGAGCUGACUGCCGAGUUGAAGAAUAAGGAGGACCACAUCAAGCAGCUGCAGGUGAAGCUUAACGAGCUGCACAAGCACCAGGAGCGGUUCUGGAAGAUGCGGGAGGAGCGCAACAAUUACAGCGAGGACCUCAAGAUCUGCAAGGAGGAGAACUACAAGUGGGCGAAGGACUUUGCAAUGCAGAGUGAAGAAAAGAACAAGGCAAUGAUGAAGAACAGGGACCUGCAGCUGGAGAUUGAGAAACUGAAGCACAGUCUAAUGCUCGCGGAGGACGGCUACAAGGUGGAAAGGACUCACACCAUGAAACUCAAACAUGCCAUGGAGCAGCGACCAAAGCAGGAGCUUAUCUGGGAGCUCCAGCGAGAAAAUGACUUGCUCAAGGCAAAGAUCCAGGAGCUGACUUCUCCGAUGCAGGUUGACAAUAUCGAUAAAAAUAAGAUAUACAUCCGAAUUCUGGAAGAUGAUCGGAGGACAGCACUGGAGGAACAUCAGGAGCUUGUCAACAGCAUCUACAGUUUACGUAAAGAGCUUCGGGAUGUGGAAGAGUUACGAGAUAAGUACCUGGAAGAGAAGGAGGUUUUUGAGCUAAGGUGCACGACACUUCAGAAGGACUCCCAGAUGUAUAAGGAUCGUAUUGAGGCAAUCCUGCUGCAAAUGCAAGAGGUGGCGACAGAGAGAGACCAGGCACUGAAGUCGAGGGAGGAGAUCCACAAGCUGCACUCACAGACCCUGCAGCAGAAGGACGAGUACCGGAAGCUGAUCCGAGAGCAGGGCGAAAGGUGCGACGAGCUGCAGAUUGAACUGUUCCGGCAAGAGGAGCAACUCCUAAACCUGCAGGCCAAACUCAAGAGGGUCAAACAACCGCCAGACAGUUCGACUUCAGACUUUGAUGAGACCAGCUCCAGAGCUUCUCAGGAUAUCACUGUUACAGGAAUCCAGGAUACAGAUCAAGGUUCUGCUGAAUGGAGUUGGACUCAGAGCACAGAGAACCUGAAGAACCCUGGAUCAGAGCAGUCCUUGGCAUUGGCCAAACACAUCGACAUAAAAACACCGCUAACUACUGAAGACCAACUGAAGGUGAAGUCGAGCAGGUUGAGAAUGAAGAAAAGCUUUGAAGACUACAGAAGGAAGCGGGCAAUCCGACUGAACAAACAGGUGAACGACAGGGUGAGAGGAAACAUGACGGCGAGUGAGACCACAGACUCCGACUACUCCGAAGGAGAAGGAGAAGGGAAGAAUGAGGUUGGGAGAUGAUCCACCCACCUCACGGGACUCAAACUCUUGGAUUCACACUCUGUUCCACGCCAACGCCAUCCUGGAGACAGCACAUCUGUGGUUUACUGAUGUUAGUCACGGCUCACUGACGCACAUACUCUGCCUUCUGAUUGAGUCAGAAGGUUGUGGGUUAGAGUCUGAAUCCACUAAGCUGAGUGCAGAGUCCUGGCUGACCCCCAGCCCUGCUGCGGGGAUUCUGUCUUUCUGAUGAGUUGCUGGUAAAGCCCAUCUGCUCUUUCAGGUUGGUAAAUAAUCCCACAGCCACCAUUUGAUGUCCUGGUCAAUAUUUAUCCUGCAGUAGAUAUUUCUGAGAUAAGUAAUCUGGUUAGUAUUUAGUUGUUCUUGUGGGCUCCUACAGAGCACCAACAAUCAGGCUCUUUUUUACUGAGGCGGUGAGAUUAUGGUUUCUGAUAAAUACUUUGUUAAUGUUAUUAUCAGGAUAGCAGUGGAAAGAAUUCCAUUUCAACCUCUCCACACUAAUCCUCUGUACCAUAACCUCUCUGUAUCUCCUUGUGUCUCUUCAUCUGUCUUCAUUCUGCUUUCCAGCAUCUGCUUCUGUCUCUCAGUCCCUCAUUUUCCCUGGCUCUCCUUUUUCUCCAACUUUCCCUCCUCUUCCUUCUGGCUCGCAGUCUUUCUGCCCCAUCUCUUUGCUCUCUCUCCAUUUGGCUCCCUCUUGUUUUCUGUCUCUCUCCACCUCCACCCAUCUGUCCAUUUAUCAUAGUGGCAGCAUCCAAUUGAUCCAAGCUUGCAUGAAACAACACAAAGUCCCUUUUUAUUGUGAGGUGGUCCAACAGGUAUAAGCUGUGUCAGUAGCCAUCGUUUUUCAUUACGUUAUUGAGUGGCCUUGCACACAAUAUCUGGUGCUGUUCCAAAUAAAAUUGCAUACUCAGUGUCAGUAUUCACAAGGGUCCAAUUAACUAGAGGUUAUCACAUCUCUUUCUUGCCCUUUAUUUGAAAUACAAUAUAAACUAAAAGUUCAAAAAGCAGGUUAGCAACAAAACUAUAAAACCAGUAAGUGUGGACUAUCCUGGUCUGUUAAACAUAGUCACCUAACACAGUUUAUCUUGCCUUUCCCUUUUCGUGUAUUUAACCUGUCUGGUGGCUUUCUCACUGGUUGAGAAUGACAAGCUCAGGUUGUGCUGUAGCAUCACCAGCAGAUGGUAGUGUCUCAUCAUGAGGCGUCUCUUCCUUUCUCUGUGAACUGGAGAAGGAGGUGAGGAAACUCCUACUCCUAACUCCUUUGUUCAUUUGUUUGUAUAAGGCUGGUUGUUGGUACAGUUGUCCUGUCUUGGAAAGAGACCCUGAUGGAGACAAGCAUCCAUUUGCUUUUCUAAUGCAUCUCAGGAGGCAGCUAUUCAUCUGAUUUGUGAACAGAUUCAUUGUUAAGAGAUGACAUGAAUUUUCCAUAGUAGUUGAUCAGUCUAGCCUUUGGUGUCAAGUUGACUAGACUAGGUGUAUCCAACAUUGCUUGGACAUAGUCCUCAAAUGGGUGGAGUCUUUCAGCAUCUACCUUAUAGCCAAGAUAGCCUAUUCCUGAGGCAACAAAGACACAUCUGUACUCCUGUUUCUUUUAAUCAUUAAUCUUCUAGAUUCUCCAUAUGUUCCUGUUCUGUCUUUCUGACACCAAGAAAUCAUCCAGGGAGCCCGUGACACCUACAGACUAUCAACCUGGAUCAAUCUAUCCACUCUCCUCUGGAAAAAAAGCACUGAAUCUGUCCCAGAUAGGUCUGUUUAUUGGAAUAGUCCAAUAUGAGUAUUUAUCAUUAAGCUUUGUCCAACUUGAAUUGUUGCUGAGCAUGUGACGUGUCAGGGGUUAUGAAGAUCUGUCCUCCUAGCUGAGCAAAUGGAUUAUCAGCCGGAGGGAAGAAGAAUCUGACUGUAAAACUAAAAUACUGCAGAUGUUAGAAAUCUGAAACAAAAACAGAAAAUACUGGAUGAAAAAAAACAAGAUGCUGGAGGAACUCAGCAGGCCAGGCAGCAUCCGUGGAGAAAAGCAGAUGGUGAAUGUUUUGGGUCAGGACCCUUCUUCAUGACUGAAGACUG